Molecule: messenger RNA, 5221 nt
Organism: Acipenser ruthenus (sterlet)
Lineage: Eukaryota; Metazoa; Chordata; Actinopteri; Acipenseriformes; Acipenseridae
Product: sorting nexin-19-like
Exons: 12
Coding region: 421-3258 (945 amino acids)
Cellular component (GO): early endosome membrane; intracellular membrane-bounded organelle
Molecular function (GO): phosphatidylinositol binding
Source: RefSeq, a predicted model, not a curated record
UUGGCAGUUGGAGUUGGAGGCAGAUUUAUCACAGAGGGUUGUGGGUGUGUGAAAUUGGUUUGCCAAGCAACGUUGUUGCGUCUGGACGAGGAUAAAUGGGCUGCAAACAAAUACAACAAACGAAACUAAAAAAAAGUAUUCACUCGUCUAAAAACUGCAAUAUCUACCUCCAAACCAGCAGGCGGACCCAUUCGCAGAAACCGCCGAUAUAGUUUUUAACAUUGACCUUCUUGCCCAAACGCUGCAGUUCCUUCCAUAGGAAGUAAACAAACCUAGAUGUCAAACAUGGUGGAUUCGGGGGAUGCAGGUUAUGUUACCAUUACACUGCUCUGAUAAAUGUAUCCUAUACAUUGCUUCGUGUAGCUCAGACUUUAGCACGAAUGCUGUAUUGCUGUUUACAGCUAAGCAACAAGAAUCGCCAUGUCGCAGCCAGGGGCCCUGCGCUCCAGUCCUUGGUCUCUGGCAGAGCUUGCUGGACAGAAGAAGCUGCUGGGUCUCGGGGCCUUGCUGGCUUGGAUCGUCCUCUUCCACUUGCUGGUGAACGUGUGGUUGCUUUGCAUGUUCACCAGUCUGCUGAUUGUGAUGGGAGGCUGGUUGGGAUCCCAGGCAGUUUUGGACACCAGUAGUGUAGUCCAUCUGGAGAGGUUUAUCAAGCUGGAGAGAUGCGCCCCUUCACCGGAAUCUGAAUCACAACUUGACGAAGAAAUCAAGAGCACAGUCAGUAAGAUUAUCAGGGAUUUUGUUUCUUCCUGGUACCGGACAGUGAGCAGGGAGCCCGAGUUUGAGACUGAAGUGCAGAAUGCCAUGCAGUCAAUGGCAUUAGAGCUGAAGAUGAGAGCCAGGAGCGUGGACAGGAAAGCUCUAGCACAGAAGAGCAUGGUUUUGUUCGGAUGCCACUUGCAAAGCUACAUGAGGGUGAAGGAGGUCAUUGCUGAACUUGACAAGCAACCAGGGGGGGAUGACCGUUACAACCAAGGAAGCCUUUGGAAGCUCUACUCUAAAGUUAGCAGUCCCCAUCAAGCAUUAAAAAGCUCAGCCAUGGAGGUGAACUACGCAAGAGCAAUUGUAGAUCUGCUGUUGCAUGCUUUUGCACCGGCCCCGCACUUGGAAACCAGAACAGGGAGGUAUGUGGUUGGGGAGCUCAUAACCUGUAAUGUUCUGCUGCCGCUCAUCACAAAGGUGUCAGAUCCGGCUUGGCUCAAUGCAAUGAUAGUGGAUGUCUUAACAAAGUCAGUCAUAAAAGUUAAGCCAACACCAUCGCCAUCUCCACUUCCUCCACCACCACCACCUCCACAGGAACCACAGCUAGAAAUUCCGAGUUCCUUACCACUGAAGAUCUAUUUGGAAACACCGACAAGUGAAGCACCCACUCCUAAAAGCUUAGAUUAUUCCAGCUGUGAUCUUAUUGAUCACGCAGAAGCUUGCCCUCAGCAGGAGAAAGACGAAGAGAAAUCCAAACAAGACAUUGAGGUUUUUACCGGUGGCAAGAUUGUCACCGACUACUUGAGACCAGAUGCUUUUAACCCUUUCUAUCCUUGUGACGAUUCUGACCUUGAAUCCCCUAUGGCAGAUUUCAGGAAAAGCUUAGAGUGUUUGGUGCUUACAGAAGAAACUCUACAAUCUGACAGACUUAGAGACUGUGUUACUCCUACGGAAUUUAGCAGCGCCCCAGAUCUUGAAGAAGCAGUGAGAAGUGACCACACAAGUUUGGAAGAGAGCAUUCGGUUGCCAGUGGAUCAGAACCUGGAAGUACAUGUUAAAAACGAAGCCGAUCUUUCAGGUGCAAAAGAAGAAAGUCCGACCAGCAUCGCAGGUCUAGGGAACUUCCUUUGUGAAGAACCUGACCGGAUUCCUUCAAGGCAGCCUUUCUUCCAAGGCAAGGAGGCUUUGGCCUCCGAACAUGCCGGCAGUAGUAGUCCCCAGGAACUGUCCUUGGCAGUUCCCAUGCUGACUUCCUCCUCCUCUACAGGAAUAGUUAAUCUUUCAACCUUCAGCUUUGAGCCGCUCAGCAGCCCGGAUGGUCCCGUUAUCAUCCAGAACUUGCGCAUUACUGGAACCAUCACGGCCAAAGAGCACAGAGGCACCGGCUCCCAUCCUUACACGUUGUACACUGUCAAGUAUGAGACUGCAGUAGAUACAGAGAAUCCAGGCACCCUUCAGCCCGUGGCAUACCACAUGGUGAACCGUCGCUACAGCGAGUUUCUCAAUCUGCAGACUAGGAUGGAGGAGAAAACUGAACUGCGCAAGCUUAUUAAAAAUGUAAAAGGACCAAAGAAGAUUUUCCCAGACCUCCCUUUUGGUAAUAUGGACAGUGACAAAGUGGAGGCUAGAAAAGGCUUGUUGGAAUCGUUUCUCAAGCAACUGUGUGCAAUUCCUGAAACGGCAAAUAGUGAGGAGAUGCAGGAGUUUUUGGCUCUCAAUACAGAUGCAAGGAUUGCUUUUGUAAAGAAGCCGUUUAUUGUGUCUCGGAUUGACAAGAUUGUGGUGAACGCUAUAGUGGACACUCUGAAGACAGCCUUCCCCAGAUCAGAGCCUCAGAGCCCCACAGAGGACAUUGCAGAGAAUGAAACAGGGGAGUCUAAACCCGUGCCAGACUGCAAGAAGAACAAAUCCAGGCUUAGAUUCUCCAGUAAAAUCACCCCCGUUUUCAAUGAAUCUGAAUUACAGCCUAAAGUGCUGUACUGUUUUGGGGAGGGCAGUACUGUCUUUGAUGGCCUUUCCCUGGCUGGAGUGGCGGAUUUCAUUCAGGAGCAGGAGCGGUUGCUGGAGAUGGGAACACAAGUGGAGCGGGAUGGAAAGACUCACUUGAGUGGCGGUGAAGACAGGGAACCACAGCAGCCUGAGGAGCAAAGCAGAAGUGCAGCUGCUGAAACUGAGUUAGCAGACGUAGCCCUGAACCUGCUCUGCCUGCUGAUGAAGGAUCAGUGGAGCUGGCUGUGCACCGAGAACAUUCAGAAGACCAUUCGACUGCUCUUUGGGACACUCAUUGAGAGGUGGCUGGAGGUGCACAUUGCAAACCUGACCAGCACUCCAUAUUGGGUCACCUACCUCAGGGUGCUCCAAGAAGCCAUUUGGCCGGGAGGAUCCUUACCAACACGCCCCAGACUAAUCCCAACACCAGAGCAGAAGGAGGAGACGAGGAACCGGUGCCUGGAAUGCCUCAUGAAGCUCGUACCUGUAUACAACGCUGUAUGUUUCUUGCUCUUGUGUUUCCAGAUUUUGUUCCGGAGGUCCUGGGUGUGGAGAAGUACAAAAUGAGCUGGCAGGUGGUGUUGGAAUCUCUUCAAGACCCCCAUAUUAACAGGCAUCUGGUUUACUGUAUGUGCGAUCUGCUGCUGGAGUUUCUGGUCCCCGAAUCUUCAAACGAGGACUUUCAGAAAUCUCUCUUCAAACACCUUUCUGGCAACACGGCAGCAUGAGCCUGCGCAGGCAAGAAAAUCGGUUUUCAGUGCAACCGACUCUCACUGCUGCUCACACAGUGUAACCGCCUGGUGUUGCAGAUCCUGCUGUGAGCAACAGAGAUGGAGUCUUGAGGCUACGGUACAGUCGGUCACUGACUGGGGCUUAUAGAGGAGAUGCAAAGCCAGCAGCCCAUACAUUUACUCCAGCGGUCUGUCUCAGCCUGCACCUUUUAGGGCUGGCAAACUCAAGAGCCUUUUCCACAUGACCCCUGUGAAGCCAAAAUCAUUUACAGCUGCUCUGAAUUAAGAUCAUAUUGUCCUGCUUCAAUGCAUACACACGUUCUUAUCAUCUUGCAUUAUAGGCUACCUAUUUCACGUUUUUGAAUAACUGUUGGAUCUUUAAUGCACUAGUGUUCGUCAGCCUACCGUAGUGUUGUUCUAUGCAGAAGUUUGUCUGCCAUGGAAGGUGUAAUGUAGUGUCGUGUCGUUCCCACCCCCCCCCCCCCCCCCGCAAUAUGCCAAUAAGAAUAUUGUUUGUUUUUACAUUGCCAAGGAGGUUUAACAAAGAACAGAAUAUGCAAUCCAGCCGUUUGGAGCAAUGAUCUAGGAAUAAGAUACUGCACUUUAAAUAUCACAAAGCUGAUUUUAUUCCGCUUGUAUAAAACAAACUGUCUGAAACACCGUACUGUGUGUCUGUCUUGUGAUGUUCCGAGCAAACCUUUGCAGGUGAAUUAUCUAUGCUUUCCAAACAAAAAAAUUAAAAUUGUAUUUAAAUUCGCAAGUGGUUCAUUUAAAAUAUUUAGUGUGUUAAAUUAUUUCAAACCGUACAAAUACUUCGAAAUCCAAACAAUUGAGAGCACAAGCAUGUUUAAAAAGGAGAACAUUAGAACAAACAAUACAGUAAGAAAUAUACUUUGAAUAUCUUAAAUUAGAAUUCGUAUCAUUCGACCCAUAAUGGAUUGGUUCCAAACGGCUCUGGAAUUCUUUUUUAGAUGGUAAUGCUUUUCUUUGUGCUCAUGACUGACCACAAUCCCUUGUAAAUCUUGUGUUGGGUGUCUUCGAUGUUCUUAGCGAUCAUCACACAAAUAUAUACGGGUGGUUGUAGAGUUACUUGGCCUCUGUGUGCUGCUGCUGUGUGAAACCCAUUCCAAACAGAAUUAAAAUGAUGCCAGGGAGCUUGGCGGUGCUGAAUGUGAAUGCCACGUUUCCAUUCCGCAACAUGGAAACAGUCUGAAUCUCACCUUGUUCCAAUAUCAAACUGGGUCUGCAGCCAGUUCCCUCUGCAGUGUACAGUCCAAUCUGGUACUGGAAAUUACUCAGUCAGUCAAAGAUCAACCCAUUGGUUAUUUCUGCUUCAGAGGUCCAGGACUGAACGAGCGAAUGCGUUCAUUGCACCCAAUGAAUUGUUAUCAGCUUAAACCUUUCUAAUAGGGACAAUUCAUUUCUAUUCAAAAGCAUAGCAUUCCGUGUGGAUUCAUUCACAAUAUGUACAGCAUCACCUAGAAUUUUAGGAUUGAGACAAUUAAAAAUAAAAUACUAAUAAAUGACAAAAAAGCUAUAUGAACAUAAUUUAGAGCUUGUGUUUAACAUUGUAUAAAUCAAGUUCCUUGUGCAGGCACUGUAUGUGCUGUAUGUGCGCUAUGUUUUAAGUGUAACCUGCUGCAUGUGUUUGCACUGUAUAGUUCUUGUAUUGGUUUCAAACUCGUAAAGGUUUCUUGCUUCUAUAACAUUGACCGGAGGAUUUGUGAAGUAAUGUGUCUUGCAUAAAUAAGCUAUGUUGAAUAUGUUUACAAAUAAUAAAAACACAAUGAAGGUUCGUA